This is a messenger RNA of Mauremys reevesii (Reeves's turtle), 3392 nucleotides long. It is a transcript of the gene CPNE4, whose product is annotated as copine 4. Gene Ontology annotation, cellular component: plasma membrane. NCBI's taxonomy places the organism in Eukaryota, Metazoa, Chordata, Testudines, Geoemydidae. The transcript is spliced from 22 exons. The coding region runs from base 1282 to 2964 and encodes 560 amino acids. Gene Ontology annotation, molecular function: calcium-dependent phospholipid binding. The record is from RefSeq and is a predicted model, not a curated record. Gene Ontology annotation, biological process: cellular response to calcium ion.
UGCUUGAAAUGUCUUCGAAAUGUCCUUGAUGCAAAGGUUUCUUUCUGAAGUUCGUUGUAUCGUGGGCAGUUUGGAUAAGGGGAAAUAAUCUGCUUCAGCCCUGUACCUGGUACAGACUGCUUCCCACUCUGUGCCCGCCCAGCUGCCUCAAGCCCCCACUCUCCCCUGCCCAGGUGCAUAUUCAAGGACACAACUGUGCCUGGACAAACUAUUGUUGACCCAUUAGAGGAAUUUAUGGAUAACAGAUGAUGUGGGACUCCGUCCAAUAACCAUGUGCAAAUCUUUCAGUGGGAACUGCUGGCUCCAGUGAUUCAUCAAUGAUAAGGAAAAAGAAAGCUGUUGCAUACUAAGGGCUUGCUAAAUAGGUAGAUAGUAUUCAGGCUAGUGCAUAGUGAAUGCGAAUAUUUAGUGAGGACUCUUCCUGGGAACACCUGUCUUCUGGAGUCAAGCCAACUUGCUGUUCUCUCACAAAGAGAGCUUCUCAAGCUACCUAACUGCUCUUCCUAUUCCCAGUCAUCCUCUGGGAAUCAGUCUCCUGUUAUCUGCUCCAAGUCAACCUGCGGUGUCUUUGAAGAGUGAUGGGUAAGAAGCAGCAACAGUAAUAUUCCAGAGACCGUUGUAUAUUGAAGAUAUAUUGAUGCCACCCACAGGAGGAAGCAGGUGUAACUGUACUUAGACCGUGGCGAUUUAGAGGCUGCGCUUGGAAGAGCUUUAACUGAAAGUACGUAUAUUGCCAAAUGCGCCGCUGGGAGCCGUGGGCUUUGUGGACUGAGAAGUUGCUGGAGGGAAAGGGGGAGCUUUAAAUCAUGCGAAGGGAAUUACCUUGCUUGGGGUGAUGCUGUGCUAGCCAGAACCACCAGGGGGCGCUCGAGUAGGGCUCUCAGCCCAGCAUCUGCCUCCAGAGCAAGACGCCCGGGUUGCUCAGAAGGUGGAAAUCUCUCAUUGUGUGAAGCUGCUGUUUCCCAGCGCCACACCUCCCACCUCGCCUCGCCGCGGCCAUCGGUGCUCCAGGCACCAGCUUUCCCGAUGCCCUGAGGAUGGAGCCGGCUUUUCCGGAGGGAUCAAGCGCCUGCCCUCAGAGCAGCACCUCCACAAGCUCCUCUCUCUAAACCAGCCAAGCCCAGGAGCCAGCAUUUAAAGAACAAGCAGGGGACACCCUCACCCCGCUCCACAAGAAUCUGGGACCAGCCCUUUGCUCCCGAUCACUUGCACAGAAAGAAGCUUGCAAAGGCAAUGUAGCAGACUCUCAAGAGAUCUUGAAUCAGUCAAGGAGAACAGAGAAUGCAGAAAAUGAGCAACAUCUAUGAAUCAGCAGCAAAUACCCUGGGAAUCUUUAGCAGCCCAUGCCUGACUAAAGUGGAGCUGCGAGUUGCAUGCAAAGGCAUAUCAGACCGGGAUGCCCUUUCCAAGCCAGAUCCCUGUGUCAUCCUGAAAAUGCAGUCACAUGGGCAGUGGUUUGAGGUUGACAGGACAGAAGUGAUUCGAACCUGUAUAAAUCCAAUCUUCUCCAAGUUAUUCACGGUGGACUUCUACUUUGAAGAGGUUCAGCGGCUACGGUUUGAAGUCCAUGACAUUAGCAGCAACCACAAUGGAUUGAAAGAUGCAGAUUUUCUUGGUGCCAUGGAAUGCACUCUUGGACAAAUUGUUUCACAGAGGAAACUCUCCAAAUCCUUACUGAAACAUGGGAACACAGCAGGGAAAUCAUCCAUAACAGUGAUUGCUGAAGAAUUAUCUGGCAACGAUGACUAUGUUGAACUUUCAUUCAGCGCACGGAAAUUAGAUGACAAGGAUUUUUUCAGCAAAUCUGAUCCAUUUCUGGAGAUUUUCCGGAUGAAUGAUGACGCCACCCAGCAGCUCGUUCACAGGACUGAGGUUGUGAUGAAUAACUUAAAUCCAGCCUGGAAAUCGUUUAAAGUGUCUGUAAAUUCUCUGUGCAGUGGAGAUGAGGAUCGCAGACUAAAGUGCAUAGUUUGGGACUGGGACUCCAAUGGCAAACAUGACUUCAUUGGAGAAUUUAGUUCAACAUUCAAGGAAAUGCGAGGAGCAAUGGAAGGGAGACAGGUACAGUGGGAGUGCAUAAACCCCAAGUACAGAGCAAAGAAGAAGAGUUACAAGAAUUCAGGCAUUGUCAUUCUUAACCAGUGCAAGAUCCACAAGAUGCAUUCUUUCUUAGAUUACAUCAUGGGUGGAUGCCAAAUACAGUUUACAGUAGCUAUAGAUUUCACGGCAUCAAAUGGAGAUCCCAGGAACAGCUGCUCUCUGCACUACAUCCACCCAUAUCAGCCUAAUGAGUACUUGAAGGCAUUGGUUGCUGUUGGGGAGAUUUGCCAAGACUAUGACAGUGAUAAAAUGUUCCCAGCCUUUGGUUUUGGAGCCAGGAUACCACCGGAAUAUAAAGUAGGUGUACAGGUCUCACAUGACUUUGCAAUCAACUUUAAUGAAGACAACCCAGAAUGUGCAGGGAUACAAGGAGUCGUUGAAGCGUAUCAGAGCUGCCUUCCUAAGCUACAGCUUUAUGGGCCGACAAACAUUGCUCCCAUCAUCCAGAAGGUGGCUCAAUCAGCCUCGGAGGAGACUAACACCAAAGAGGCAUCGCAAUAUUUCAUCUUGCUGAUUCUGACAGACGGCGUGAUCACAGACAUGGCUGACACCCGGGAGGCCAUCGUUCAUGCCUCCCACCUGCCUAUGUCAGUCAUCAUAGUUGGGAUUGGAAACGCCGAUUUCAGCGAUAUGCAGAUGCUAGAUGGCGACGAUGGGAUUUUGAGGUCCCCCAAGGGCGAGCCUGUUCUUCGAGACAUCGUCCAAUUUGUGCCAUUUAGGAACUUCAAACAUGCAUCCCCAGCUGCACUAGCAAAAAGCGUUUUGGCUGAAGUUCCAAAUCAAGUGGUGGACUAUUACAAUGGCAAAGGGAUUAAACCAAAAUGUAUGUCAGAGUACGAGUCUUCCAGGACACUAGCGCCAUGAACUUCCCCGCACACUUUUACAGAGCUCAAAACUGCUACUACUACAACUACUGUACUUUAAAACAAACAACAAAAUAGCACGUUUUGGUGAUUUUUAACUAAAAUAAUUUUUUUUGCAUGUGUAGCCUAAAGGCUUGAAUCUGUUAAGCAGUUGUUAUUGUUGAAAACUUUUUAUGAGAAGAAGGAAACUAACUCUUUACAGCAUGUCGCCUUGAAAUAAAAAGUUAUCUGUAUCUGGUUUUUAUACAGGUUUGUUGAAAUUUUGCUAAAUUUCUUAUUAUCUUUCCACUGUAAAGCAUUUUGAAACAUUUGAGAGCGGAUAGCCAAAAUAUCUUUGGUUUUAUCUGCUGCGAAACGAAAGAUUUUUCAAAAUGGCAGAUGCAUGAACUGUAUUUUGCAUGUUUAAAAUAAAAACAACACAGUUUUGCA